Messenger RNA from Austrofundulus limnaeus, 2903 nucleotides. RefSeq names its product protein phosphatase 1, regulatory (inhibitor) subunit 14Bb (gene ppp1r14bb). Gene Ontology annotation, biological process: innate immune response; regulation of phosphorylation. Gene Ontology annotation, molecular function: protein serine/threonine phosphatase inhibitor activity. The record is from RefSeq and is a predicted model, not a curated record. Gene Ontology annotation, cellular component: cytoplasm. NCBI's taxonomy places the organism in Eukaryota, Metazoa, Chordata, Actinopteri, Cyprinodontiformes, Rivulidae. The coding region runs from base 423 to 809 and encodes 128 amino acids. The transcript has 4 exons.
AGUGAAGGAAACGUGUGAUUUUUUUUUUCUUUGUACUCAUUGAAGAGUUGAGGCUGCCGGGCUCUUCCUCUGCGCUCUUCUUCUUCUUCUUUUAUAUAUUUAUAAGCCGAGCCCGACGCUGUAAAUAGUCCGGUAAGCCGGUUACACGUAACCGAAGGUCCGGUUUCGGCUCGUAGAAAACGGUCACCGCUGCUGUCAGUGUCCGCUGUUUGAGCAAGAGAGACCGGACAACAAAAGCUCCGGAGCCGCUCUCUUCAGGAGGGGGAGGAAUAAGUCGCACACAUCCAUUUUUAUUUUGAAGUCAUAAAAGAGAGGAACCACUGAGGUCGCUUUCCGCUUCGUCUCCCCUAUCAUACCUCAGGUGAGGGGGGUUUAUUUUUUUAUUUUUAUUUUAUUUGCAAACUGAACUGAGCGACACCGCAAUGGCAGCUGUAACGAGCCCGGAGACGAGCCCUCAGCCCCGGGUUUAUUUCCAGACGCCGGCCGGCACCACGGAGGAACCGGAGACCCCCGUUCGGAAGCAGGGACGUGUCACCGUCAAAUACGACCGUAAGGAGCUGAGGAAAAGACUGAACCUGGAGGAGUGGAUCAUCGACCAGCUAACGGACCUGUACGACUGCGAGGAGGAGGCCAUCCCAGAGCUGGAGAUAGACGUGGACGAGCUGCUGGAUAUGCCCAGUGAUGUGGAGCGAGCGGCCAGAGUUAAGGACUUACUGGUCGACUGUUUUAAACCUACUGAGGACUUCAUCUCAGAGCUGCUGGAUAAGAUCCGAGGGAUGCAGAAGCUCUCCACGCCUCAGAAGAAAUAAUGACGGUUGCUCUUCAUCAUCACCCCCCCUCCUUACCUUCCUCUUCAGCCCUCACCUCUCGUCUUCCUACCACACCCACAUUUUUAUUUUAUUUUAUUUUUAAUUUAACGUCGGAUCGGAAAUCAUGAUUUUUUUUUUGAGCCUCAGAUUUUCUCUCUUGUUGCCUGAAUUCAAUCUAACAUCACUUUUUAAUUUUUUUAUUUGUUUGAACGUCCUUAUUUCAUAAACAAUAAAUUAAAAAAUCCUCAGCAAAGACUAAAAAUGAACAAAUGUAAAACAGGUGCGCUAAGAUCCAGGCUCUCUUCUUCCCCAUCGCUUUGAAAUCUCAGGCAGCCGUCGUUUGGCUCUUCUCUUCCUCGUCCAGCUCCUCUUCCUCCCAUCUGUCUGGGGAGGAGCAGGACAGCAAAGUCCUGUAAUUAUUUUAAAAAAAAAGAGUGGGAAGAAGAAAAAAAAAGAGCUAGAAUUAAAAGAAAAAACAAACAGAACGAAUAUCUGAGGUAUGUCUCCAUUUUAAAAUCCAGCUGCCGCUUUUUUUUUUUUAUCUUUGGUGCUUUUAUUUUGAAGGCUUUUGUUUUUAAAUGACCUUUUUAGGGGUUCAGCACCAACUUAACCCCCUCUUUUAAAUAGAGGCUUUGCUGCAGCGUUGCAUUUAAAGACUGUCGUCUUUUUGUGCGUCUCUUAGGACAAAAAAAGGCCCUUUUUUUUUUUUUUUUGGAAGAAAAUCUGAACCUCUGACCACAGCGGUUUAGAGCGCCGAGGAAAAUUUGAUGCUCGGGAACGAAAGGAGCUGUCGUGGUCGGACUAAAAUAAAUCAGAUUUUCAUUUCAAAUAAGCACUUCCUUUCUUUUUUCUUUUCUUUUUGCAGAGUUAAAAGUAGGAUUUCUUUCCUCAGACGUGUUGUUUUGGAGCGGCUGAACGUUCGGCUCGUUCGGUCCGUGUUGCUAAAUGCUAAUAGUGUGUGUUGCUACAUAAUGUACAGCAACAUGUGUCUUAGUACGGAGUGUUUUGGGCCUGUGUAUUCUGCUGUUACUGUAGGACAGGUUUGUUUUUAUCAGUAUGGGACUGGUUCCUGUUUUUAGUCGUUCUCACACGCUGACGGUCCGAGCAGAAAAAAAAUUUAAAAGCUGCCUUUUUUUAACAAAACUCAUUUUUUUAAUAUGUAGAUUAAAAAAACAGAGUGGCCCCUCCCUCCGCUCUGAGAAACAGAAGGGAGAUCGUAGUUUUAAGUCUUUUUUUUUUCUCCCCAAACGCGCGUCGUCUCAGAGAAUAAAGCCAUCCGGAUUUGAUCCGACCCGGUUUAGAGGCCGAGGCCGAGGCCCCGCCCAGGACGGGGUCGCUGUGAUACCAGCUCUUUAAAAAAAAAAACAACUUUUUUACCGCCUCGCCUUUUUCUCUCUGCGCUCCUCUUCAUCCUGCUGCUCUUCCUUUCUCCUCCAUUUUUUUUUCUCUUCUUCAGUUUCUUUUAAAAAACAAACAGAUGUUGCCUUAGGUAUAAUUUAUGUUACACAAACCAAAAAAACAACAACAAAAACAUGAGAUUUUUUUUAUAUUAUUAUGAUUAUUAGACGUGUUUAAUACUUUAGACCUUGAUUCAAGUGGUUCUUUUAGAUUUUUACUGUUUUUAUCAUGACAUUUCUCAACACUGAGCCUUGAGUUAAUCUGUAAGUUGUACAAAUAUCCACUCAGAUGAGUUCUGCUGCGAUUGAUUGGUUGUUUUUUUUUUUUUUUUUUKYCUUUUUUUCCUGCGUGGCAUUUCCAACCCGAGCAUUUGAUCGGUCCAAUACGAGUGGAUAUUUAAUGAUUUUUAUUUCUAAAUCCAGGUUUGGAUUCUACCUUCUUAGACUGUUAUUGACAAGUCAGUUGUUUUUUUAUACUGUUGGCAAAAUUAGAAAAAAGUUGUAAAUCAAAACAACAAACAUUAUGACUGAGGCUGAAUAGACAAGUUAAAGGUUGGACCAGUGGUGGUGUUUUUGUUUUGUUGUUGUUUUGACAAUGAUUAGAUAAAACAAAUGUAGCAAUAUGAACAACAGGUUUUGUUUUUUGCCCAAUUUUGUUACACUUUUAUGCAACUUUAAUAAAAACAUUUGAAAUAAA